AUGAGUCGUGGCCUUUCCGUCAGAACUUCGCCCAAUGCAUCAACCACCACCAUGCACCUCCACUCGAGCCUCACAGCGACGGAACACAGCGCGUGUAGACCUGCUCUUCUCGAAGAGUCCUCAGCAUACAGGCUGCGCGCUACAAGCUUUGCGCUUCCUGGGAGCGGAGACCAGGCUGGGGAUGUGGGAAAUGGAGGAAUCAUAGACAGAGCCUUCGACUGGCAACCAGAAUCGCAGGGAAUGAACAUGUCAUACCACGAGCAAGGAAAGGAGAAGCAGAGCGCAAGGCACGUGUUCAACACCGAGCAAGGCGAGUAG
This is a messenger RNA of Sphaerulina musiva SO2202, 318 nucleotides long. RefSeq lists its product as uncharacterized. The record is from RefSeq and is a predicted model, not a curated record. The coding region runs from base 1 to 318 and encodes 105 amino acids. The transcript has a single exon. Lineage: Eukaryota; Fungi; Ascomycota; Dothideomycetes; Mycosphaerellales; Mycosphaerellaceae.